UGGUCAGUUCCAUGAAUAGAAGGCGCUGAUUGGUCCGGAUGCGCUGUCUGUCAGAGCGCCGGGACCACGCUGUUCUAUUGUGUAAUUGUCCUUCAUCCAGCCUGCAUAAUGCCGACAUCUCCUGUUAAAACGCGGAUCCCCCUCACGAGCUUCGGUCAUCUGAUCACAGAGGUGAAGAAGCAGCUUUUUGGCAUUGAGGCCCCGGCUUCAGUGGAUCUGACUGGCUGGAGGAAACACUUUAACAGCUACACUCUGCAGGGUCGCAGAAAUUGCGUCUUGGUGACCUACGGGAUCCUGGCCGUGACCGCGGCGGCCUACCUGAUGCACCGGCGGAAUAAGAAAGAGAAUCAGACGUCUGCCUCCACGGCCUGAAGCGCCGACUGCUCACAGCGCACUUUAUCUUCAUCAUGUGAAGCAAACGGCACGACACUUGAAGGAGUGAGAAAUCUGCCAGCUGAAAAGCUUAAUUUGUUAAUAAAUUCUUUUUCUGUGCGUGUCUGGUCAUUAUUCAGCGUUAUUAUGAGAAAAGGCUCGCUGGUUACCAUGGCGCCACAGAGAGUCUGCAGUAAAGCAGUUUCACCACAUGAUGACCAUCUGAUGC
This is a messenger RNA of Salarias fasciatus (jewelled blenny), 601 nucleotides long. RefSeq names its product ATP synthase membrane subunit DAPIT, mitochondrial-like. The transcript has 4 exons. Lineage: Eukaryota; Metazoa; Chordata; Actinopteri; Blenniiformes; Blenniidae. The coding region runs from base 109 to 372 and encodes 87 amino acids. The record is from RefSeq and is a predicted model, not a curated record. Gene Ontology annotation, cellular component: proton-transporting ATP synthase complex.